CACUUCCGCUUCCGGUCCGGUCCGCCCCCGCGUGGGGCGAGAGCUACACCAGCAGCUGGCUGGUAGCUAGUGUCUGGACAGCGUGGCGUGGUCGCUGUGUCUCUGGGUGUGCAGCUCCGCAGCCCUGCCGGCUAGAUUGACUUACGCAGAAUUCUCUGCCCUUGCCUGGGAGAACAGUUCAGGAGACAGAUGGCCCCAAGAGCCCAGAUCCAGGGACUGCUGACAUUUGGGGAUGUGGCCGUGGCCUUUACCCGGAUUGAGUGGAGACACCUGGAUGCUGCUCAGCGGGCCCUGUACAGGGAUGUGAUGCUGGAGAACUAUGGGAAUCUGGUGUCUGUGGGGCUUCUCUCUUCCAAACCAAAACUAAUCACUCAGUUGGAGGAAGGGGCAGAGCCCUGGAUGGAGGUGCGAGAGGCUCCAUCAGGCACACGUGCAGUCCAGGAUUACUGGUUUGAAACAAAGAUGUCAGCCCUAAAGCAAAGCACUUCUGCAGGAUCUGUUGUGGGAGAGCGAAGGAAAAGUGUCAUGAUGGAAAAAGGCCUGGACUGGGAGGGCAGAAGCUCCACAGAGAAGAACUAUAAGUGCAAGGAAUGUGGGAAAGUCUUCAAAUACAAUUCGUCCUUCAUUAGCCACCAGAGAAAUCAUACCAGUGAGAAACCACAUAAGUGUAAAGAAUGUGGCAUCGCCUUUAUGAACAGUUCAUCCCUUUUAAAUCACCAUAAGGUUCAUGCAGGCAAACAGCCUUAUAGAUGUGUUGAAUGUGGGAAGUUCCUGAAGAAGCACUCAACGUUUAUCCACCAUCAGAGAAUUCAUUCUAGGGAGAAACCCCACAAAUGCAUUGAAUGUGGAAAAACUUUCAGAAAGAACUCAAUCCUUUUAAGUCAUCAGAGAAUUCAUACUGGCCAGAAGCCCUACAAAUGUAAUGACUGUGGGAAAGCCUUCGCUCAGAAUGCAGCCCUUACUCGUCAUGAAAGAAUACACAGUGGAGAGAAGCCUUUUAAAUGUAACGAGUGUGGGAGAGCUUUCAGGGAUAACUCAACUGUGUUGGAACAUCAGAAAAUCCAUACUGGUGAGAAGCCAUAUCAGUGUAAUGAAUGUGGAAAAGCCUUUAGGAAGAGCUCAACUCUUAUUAGUCACCAAAGAAUGCAUACUGGAGAGAAACCCUAUCACUGCAGUAAAUGUGGAAAAUCUUUCAGGUAUAGCUCAUCCUUUGCUGGUCAUCAGAAAACUCAUAGUGGAAAUAAACCCUAUCAGUGUCGUGACUGUGGGAAGGCCUUUACAAAGAGCUCAACCCUUACUGGACAUCAGAGAAUUCAUACUGGAGAAAAACCCUAUCACUGUAAGAAAUGUGGGAAAGCCUUUCGGCACAGCUCAGGCCUUGUUGAACAUCAGAGACUCCAUACUGGGGAAAAACCUUAUAAAUGUAAUGAAUGUGGGAAAGCUUUUCCCCAAAGUUCAGCCCUUAAACAACAUAAGAAAAUUCAUAACAAAGAAAGAGCCACGAAAUGUAGUUAGUGUGGCAAAUUGUGCAGAGUAGUUUAUUCCUUCUGACCGUCAUAGAGGAGACAUUAAAUAAAUUAUGCAUUUAACAGAAAUACUCUGUGUACUUCUGAGAGAAUACCUCACUUGUGAGGAUAUUCAUUGUGAGGUUUGUACUAGUGAAAUAUUUGAAUAAGCUAAAUGUAUGUCAGUACGGAAGUAGUUAUAGCAUACUGCGUGCUAAUUGAAAAGAAUGAGGUGGAGCUGUAAAUACUGUACAAAGCCAGGCAUGGUGGCAUAUGCCUGUAGUUCCAGUUGCUUGGGAGGCUGAGACAGGAGGAUUGCUUAAGCCCAGGAGUUUGAGUCUGUAAUGCAUUAUGAUUGUGUGUGUGAAUAGCCACUGCACUCCAGCCUGGGCAACAUAGCAAGACUCCAUCUCUAAGUAAAAAAAUAUGACAGUAAAAAUAUACCCAUGAUACCUUGUUAAGUUAAAGAAGCAAGUUGCAGGAAAUCUAUAUUAUAUGCAUUCAAAAAGACCUGGAAAAAUAAAGAGCAAUCUUAACAGCAGUUAUCUCUCUCUGUCUCUCUCUCUCUCUUUUUUUUUUUUUUAAGAGACUAGCUCUUACUCUGUCACCCAGGCUGGAGUGCCAUGUGAUCAUAGCUCACUGUAGUUUUGAACUCGGGCUUGAACAACUUCCCACUUCAGUCUCUGGAGUAGCUGGGGCUACAGGCAUGUGCCACCACACUCAGUUAACAGCAGUUAUCUUUGAGGAGGAUGUAGAAUAAGUUGAGCAUCCAUAAUCGGAAAAUCUGAAAUCUGAAGUGCUCCAAAAUCCAAAGCUUUUCUGAGCACCAACAGGUGCAAAAUUCCACAACAGACCUUAUGUGAUGGGUUGCAGUUAAAAUGCAUCUUCAAGAUUCCUUAUUUUGUGCGUGCAAAUAUUGCAAAGUCCAAAAAAGUCUGAAAUCGUAAAUACUUCUGAUCUCACGCAUUUCAGACGAGGGGUACUCAACCUAUAUUGGUAUGAUGAAGUGAAAUUUUGACUUUGGCUGUGUCCUUUGAAAUGAAAUAUUUAAUCAAGCAUCAUUCAUGUGUCUUCUGUAACUUAGUGUAGUUAUCUUCCAAUAUGAGAAAACUCAGAAAUCAUAAAAACAAGACAAAUGCCACACAGAAACUAAAAGCUUUUAGUUUCUGCAGCUAGAGGCUUCUCAGUAUUAAAAUACAAAGCGCUGAACUUGGAGAAAAUAUUACCAUCAUCAUAUUUAACAGAUAACACUUAGAAUAUCUAGAGACUCCUUAAAAAUACAUAAAUAUAAAAAUUCCAGUGGAGAAAUGGUCUUGGAUAUGAAUGUACAAUUAUCAGAAAAAGAAAUAUAAAUGAUUAUGCCUACAAACUUUGACCCUUUGACCUACCAUUUAUAUUUAAAAUCUAAUUAAAAAGUACAGUGUUGUAGUAAUGAAGAGCUGGAGUCACUGUAACGUCUGUCAUCAGGGGAAUGUUUAAAUUAAGAUACAUGCAGUCUUUGGACUACCAUGUAGUCACUCAACAUUUAAUUAAAAGACAGUCCUUUAAUUAAUUAACAUUUGGUGAGUUAGACUUUUAUGAGCUGACAGGGAAAGCUGUCUAUAACAUUAAGUUGAAAAAGAUCCAAAGUAAAGAAUAAUAGUAUAGUACUUCUUUUGUGUAGUCAAUGCAUUACCUGAAUAUUUUAUGAUAAAACUAUAUCACAGAUAUAGUUCAAAAUGUAAAAGAAAUAAAGCAAACUUGAAGAAGAAUGCUAUGAAAUAGAAAAUAUCUAAGUAUUCAACUCAUGACUGAAAAGGGCCAGAUUUAAUCAAAAGAAACACAGUUGCACACACAUAGAUGAUUGUUAGUAAGAACUGGUUAAGCUGCUUUGGAUAACAGUUUGGCAACAUAAAUGUAAAUCUAAAUGUAUGUUCUCAUUGACCCAGAAAUGCCACCCUCAAACAUUUAAGGAAAUAAUUUGACUAACUUACAGAGCUUGUAUUGCUCAUCACCAUUGGUUACACUAAUAUCCUGGAAAGAUGUGGGAGAAACAUCUAAGUAGGGAAAUGUUUAAAUAAGUUACAAAACUCUCAUAGGCUAGCAUCCCAGUUACUACAGAUGUAUAAUAAACCAUCACACACUUAGCUGCCAGUAUUUAUGCUCACAGAUUUUGUGAGUCAAGGAUUCAGAAAGGGCACAGCAGGAACAGCUUUGUAACCCCAUGAUGUCUGGGAUUUCAGUUGGGAAAAUUCAAGGUUGGAAUCGACAGUUGGUCAGUGGAGUCAUCUGAAGUGGCCACACUAUGGUAGCCACAGGUGGCUACUGAGCAGUUGAAGUGAGGCCAGUCUGAAUGGAGACUAGUGUGUUGAUUGAAAAUAGGACUGUAAGUAUAAAAUGUGCAUCAGAUUUCGAAGACUUUGUAUAAAAAAAGAAACUAAACUAUUUUAAUGUUUUUUAUAUUGACUGUAUUUUAGAUAGGUUAAACUAAAUGUAUUAAAAUUGAAUUUUAAUGUGACUACUAGAAAAUUUCCAUUUACAUAUGCGGCCUACAUGUAUGGUUCGCAUGUUUCUAUCAGACAACACAACUGAAGGCUCCAUCACAAAUUGGGUGGUUGAUGCUGUUGGCUGGGACCUCAGCUAGGGCAGCUGCAUGUGAACACCUACAUGUGACCUUUUUAUGUGGCUGCAUAGGCCUCCUCAGCUUGGUGCCUGGGUUCUGGAGAGUCAGGCAGAGAAACUGUUAUUGCCUGUUGUGAUGUAGCAUCAGAAAUAACAGCAUCUCGGCUGGGUGUGGUGCCUCAUGCCUGUAAUCCCAGCACUUUGGACGCUGAGGUGGGUGGAUUGCUUGGGUCCAGGAGUUCAAGUCCAGUCUGGGCAACUUGGUGAAACCCAGUCUCUACAAAAAAAUUAGCCAGGUCUGUGGCACGUGCCUUUGGGACAUGUAGUGCCUAUAGUGGUGGGGAGGCUGAGGUGGGAGGAUUGCUUGAGCCUGGGAGGCAGAGGUUACAGUGAGCCAAGAUUGCACCACUGCACUCCAGUCCGGGCAACUGGAGUGAGACCUUGUCUCAAACAAAGAAACAACAACAAUAACAAAAAAUUUGGCGUCUCUUUCUCCAUAGUCAAGCCUGUCCAAACUCAAAGGAGAGGGAACAUAGACCAUACUUUUUUGGAGGAGUAUCAGAGUCACAUUGCCAGAAAAGUAUAUUCAAUGGAGUACAUUAUUACAACAGUUUUGGAAAAUAUGAUCUGCCAUGGCAUAUGAUACAACCAUUAAAAAGGAUAAAGUGGAUAUGUUGGAUGAAGAAAUAGGUUACAGAACAGUAUCUGAAAGCUUAUGGCAGCAGUUUAGAAGUAUAAUCUUUGGAGUCAGGGUGCAAGAUGCAGCUUACCUCUUAAUAUAUUUUGUGAAACCACUGGCUAGUUAUAUAGCCUAUUGAAUCAUCUACCAUGUACAGAUAAAAAAAACCUAGUUUUGUUUAAAGGAGGUAAAUUUGUAAAGUGCUUAGCUGAAUACCAGAUGCAAAGUGUAAGGUAAAUGUUAGCUGGUGCUGUGUUAGUUAUAUUCAUUUCUGUUUGUUUAAAAAGUGUAUAGUAUGUAUACAUAUAUACACGCACACAUAUAUAUGUAAAGGUGUAUAUACAUAUAUUUCUCCUAUAUUUUAAAAAAUAUAAAGUUAAAAUUCUGCAUAAAGAUAUAAAAUAAAAAAUUUCUCUCAUAUAUAUAUGAGAGGUCUCUUACAAAAUUGAUUAAAGAUCUCAAAAGAACGUGCUCCACCAUGAUCUAUAUCCUGUGCACAAGGCUCAAGAGGGGCCAGUGGUUUUACCUGCUGUCAGACACCGUGAACAAAGCUUGGGUAUUGGCUUGUCUUAUUGAGGAAACCUACUUUAACAUAUGAAAACAAAUAAAAUAUUUCAAAAUGGUAA
Macaca mulatta (Rhesus monkey) is the source of this 5411-nucleotide messenger RNA. RefSeq names its product zinc finger protein 485 (gene ZNF485). NCBI's taxonomy places the organism in Eukaryota, Metazoa, Chordata, Mammalia, Primates, Cercopithecidae. Gene Ontology annotation, biological process: regulation of DNA-templated transcription. The record is from RefSeq and is a predicted model, not a curated record.